This is a messenger RNA of Osmerus eperlanus (European smelt), 693 nucleotides long. Its product is annotated as GTPase IMAP family member 9-like. Bases 1 to 693 code for a protein of 230 amino acids. The record is from RefSeq and is a predicted model, not a curated record. The transcript has 3 exons. Gene Ontology annotation, molecular function: GTP binding. NCBI's taxonomy places the organism in Eukaryota, Metazoa, Chordata, Actinopteri, Osmeriformes, Osmeridae.
AUGUUAUUCUCUGUGUCCACCACAACCAGGAUUGUACUCGUGGGGAAGACUGGUGCUGGCAAAAGCUCCUCAGGAAACACCAUCCUGGGCAGGAAAGCCUUCAGAGAUGCCAAGUCAAGCUGCUCUGUGACUAAGGAGUGUUGUAAAGAGACUGAGGUGGUGGCUGGUAGACAGGUGGUGGUAGUGGACACACCUGGCAUAUUUGAUACAGAUCUAUCUGACCAAUAUUUAGAGAUGGAGGUCAGUAAAUGCAUCAACAUGACAUCUCCAGGUCCUCAUGCAAUUGUACUGGUCAUAAACCUGGGACCUUUCACAAAGGAAGAGCAGCUUACAGUACAUAGAAUCAGGGAAUUGUUUGGUGAUAAAUCUGACAGGUACAUGAUGAUCCUCUUCACUCAUGGCGAUGAGCUAGAUGAGGGCAUUGAAGACUAUUUGAAUGAGGAACAGAAAGACCUGAAGCUCCUAGUUGAGCAGUGUGGUGGAAGGUACCAUGUGUUUAACAACACUAAGAUGGAUGAGAGAAACCAGGUUCUAGAUCUUAUAGAGAAGAUUGACCGAAUGGUAGAAGUGAAUGGUCAAAGCUACUACACCAAUGACAUGUACCAGGAGGUUGAGGAGAAGCUUGUUGAGAAGGAGGAAGAGCUAAAGGGUCAAUAUCUUAACCCUCUGUUCCAGGUAUAUCCUGAUCAAUAG